UCCUGUCUCUCAGCAGCACUUAAUUUGGAAUAAUACGGAACUGAAGGAUGACUAUUGUUUGAAUGAUUAUAACAUUUCAGAAGGCUGCACUCUGAAGUUAGUUCUGGCUAUGCGAGGUGGACCUAUUAACACUAGAAGAGUUCCUGUGGAAGACCCUAUCAGGGAGAUGGCUGAAUACAUGGAUCCUAGUAGAGAUGAGAUCUGGGAGAAAGGGCCAUCCAACAAACAAGUUACCUUCUUAGUAUAUCGAGAAGGCGAUCAGUUGAAUUUCUUCCGUGUGGUAGACCGGGGAGAUGGCACUUUAACACCAUUAUCUGAAUCUUUGAGUGGUGGUUCAGUUUAUAAUUUAUAUGCUGAUGAUGAUGAUGAGACAGAGGCAUCACCUUCUGGCCAACAGAUUAUCGAGAAUUCAAUUACUAUGAAUAAAAUGAAACUGCUCAAGGCAAAGAUGGAGAACAUGAAUCUCAGUAAAAAGCCUAAGAAAACUGUCAAGGUGAAACCUCGUCCUCCAAUGGCUCCUCGACCAUCUAGUGGCUCCGUGGCUGCUGCUCGUCACCGUUUUUUAAGAGUGCUCCCUCAUAUUGGACAGUCCUGCCUACCUCCUCCUGGGAAUUCAUAUCCCUCGGAGUCUUCCCAAAAUGCACUUUCAGCAUUGGCUACUUUGGCCACUGCUGGUAGAACAAUGCCAUCCGCAACUAAUGACUUUCUUAAGGAAGAUGACACUUGGCAGAGCAACUCUUGGUCUCAGUCAGUUAGUAACAUCAGGUUACCACCAAAAAUAUCUCGUGUCGAACUAGAAAAUGCAAAACUACCUACAAAUAGUAUUCUGACUGCUGUUUCAUCUCUCCCUGCAAAUUCAGAAAAAGCAUCUGAAAACGUGACCUCAGCAAGUGAGGAGGAUGCUGUUUUGUUUCCGAAUCUAACAAAUUUAGAACUAUAUGGAACAGAAGAAAAACUUCUACCUGAAACAGAUGCUUUUGCUUUGUUAACAGAAUCAAGCACCACUGAACAGCAUGGUGAGAUAUAUGACAUAGGAAAGGUGAACCCAGAACUUGAACUAUCUGAUGGAGAUGAAGAAUCUAAGGUUGUAGAGCAGCAUAGAAAACCUGUUAGCAAAGUGCUGAGCACUGCAGCAAUGGGGGCUGGUCUUCUCAGUACUCGUGAAUUAAGUCCUCGGAAAAAUCUGCUUUUGUCAUCUCUUCGGUAUUCAGCACAAGUGACACAUCAUAGUUCUCUGAAACCACAAGCACAACCCAAAUGCUUUGAGGCUGGUAACUUGAGAUCUACAGCCUCCCCAAAUGUGCUUCGAUCAUUGGAAGUCCGUAGUAUAGCAGACUCUUCUUUUUCUAGGACUACUAGAUUGCGUAGCGUGAAAGUAGAGUCACUUGGCAAAAGACCUGAUGUAAUUUCUAAAGCAGAGGCUAGGGACAUCACAGAUGUGGCUAACAAGGCAUCCAAAGAACCUGUGAGUUCUGUAAGUAAUUUAGGAUUUCUGGCUUCGCUGGCCCGAAGCACAAACAGGGAAGGUUUACAGAAUUCCUGUGGAACAGGCAGGUUUCGGACUUCUGGUAUUGCACUACCUACAAACCUGCAGCAUUUUCAGGAAGAAAGCUUUAGGAAAACUGCUCCUCCAAAUGAAGCUGCUGAAUAUAUUCUAUCUGCGCAUGGGCUUGGAAUGAAUGGAAGUAUUGCAGCUGUAGGGAAAAGAGUAGGUGAAGCAACCCAUCUUCCACCUGUGAAUGGCUCAAUUCAAGCAAAAAAGAAAAUUACAAAGCAUUGCUUUCUUUGUGGCAAGAAAACUGGAUUGGCAACCAGCUAUGAGUGCAGAUGUGGAAACAACUUCUGUGCAACACACCGCUAUGCAGAGACUCACACCUGCACCUACGACUAUAAGAGUGCGGGGCGAAGGUAUUUGCAGGAGACCAAUCCCGUCGUUAGUGCACCAAAGCUUCCCAAAAUCUAACGUGGUUGUUCUGCAUGUGGCCGUUCUGCCAUUGAAGAAUUGUAUUACACUGAGAGAAGCACUUGCUUAAACUGCAUAAUGUUGCCAUGCUCCAUAUUUAAAGAUUUGCCAAGUAACAAAAGCACAUGAGGAUGCAUCCUGUCGAAGAAUAAUGUGAACACUACUGCAGUUAAAACUUUUCUUCUUUAGUGAAUGAAAAGUUAAAGAUUAGUUUUUAAAAACUUACACUAUGAUUUAACUGUUACUGCACGUCUUGUGUCGUGUUUUAUAUUUGGAAAAGCUAUUUCACUAGACAAGUCUUUAAAAGAUGCACUUUACUAACUUUAUUUACUGUAUAACCAGACUUGAGGGGGUGUUGUAAUGAGGGUGUCAUGUAAUGUCUUCUGUACUCUUGCGUUUUUUGUUCAUUGUGUGAUAUCUUCUAAGUUAUUUCACUAGAAAGAUCCUCCUCCCUCCCCUCCCUUUCUUCAAACAGCUUAUUUUGAGAUUUUUAAGGGGGUCGUAGUGUGUUCUGCCCCUCUGUUCCAUUCAGAUUGGUAUUCAUGCACUGUGUAUCCAUUCUGAAAAUUAUAUAUCAUGUUAAUCACAUUUUCUUAAAAUAAUACUGGUUAUAUGACAACUUUGUUUUUAAAUAGAAAAUUGCCCCUUUGUUGCCAUUAAAUAUAAGGAACAACUUAUUUUAAGUUUUUUUGUAAUCCUAGAUUUUUUUAAGACUUCACAAUUUGGUUUGUUAAGAUGUUGAAUGCUGUUACUGGAAGAAAUUCUAAUAAAUAUUAA
Messenger RNA from Balearica regulorum gibbericeps (East African grey crowned-crane), 2740 nucleotides. The record is from RefSeq and is a predicted model, not a curated record. Lineage: Eukaryota; Metazoa; Chordata; Aves; Gruiformes; Gruidae.